AUGCCCCCGACCGAGCCAGCCCUCCACCCGCCUGACUUCACCACCUACAACCCGCAACCGCAAUCGCCCCUCUUCGCAACCCUCCCGCCCGAAAUCCGCACCGAGAUCUUCACCUACGCGCUCUCCCCCUUCGAAGACAAAUCGAACCUCUACGAGCGAGACACAUACUGGAGCAGGCCCGGGUACAGCGCCCCGCUGAAAACGGCCACCGAGCUGCUCCGCGCCUGUAGGCGCGUCUACGCUGAGUGCUGGUUCAUGCCCUUUGCGCUGGCGGAGCAUUCGUUUUACCUUACGAGUGGGGCGCGUGCGCCGGCGAGGGGCGCCUGGGCGUCGAAUCGGAGGAGGCUGGAGGGGCACCUGGGGCUCUUGCAUGGGGUUUAUGCGCAGCGGGAAGAAAAGGUGCGGAUGGGCGAUGUGCGGGUGUUUGCGCAGAUGUACCUCCUCGAGCCCGGGACGUUGCUGCAGAAUGUCUUUGAUACGAGGGGCUUGUGUCCGAAGCGGGUGCAUCUUACGCUGCGGUAUACGGAUUUCUGGCACUGGGAGAUGAAUGAACGGUUGCGGAUCGGCGGGGAUUGGGUGCGGAGGGUUCGGUUCCCGGAUAGCGUGAGGAGCUUCGUUGUUGAUUUUGAGAGUCUGGAACGACGGAAAGGGGAGAUUGAUAUUCUGGUUGCGGCGGCGGUUGAGAAGUGGGUGUUUAAGAGGAAGGACGGGCGGGUUCUUGCCGCCAACCGCGACGAUCUGGAGACGAUGAAGUGGACGGGCAGCUCGAUGUUUGAACGGACGCGCUGGAUCCGCGAUGAAGUGCGGCCCGGCGAGCUGGAUUACUAUGUCCUCACGGCGACGUGGAAACUUCAGCCCCCGUCUCCGGAUACCGUUCCAGCCGACGGGACUGACAUGAACAUUCGAGUCCCGCAUACUUACCAGCAACCGGCCCCUCCGUACCUCGGCCGAGACACUAUCAACGAGGAUGAUAUGGACGAGGCUGGCGUGGAUAUGGACACGCCGGCUGAGCAGGCCGUCCAUGCCAUAGAUCAGGCUGCGGCGGUGGCUGCGGAGGAGGCCGCGGCGGUAUCUAGGAGGAGACGCCGCCACCAUCCGCUGAGCUCAAUUAUCAACGGUGUUGGUGCUAGUCUGGAGGACGAUGACGACGUCGAGGGGGAUGACUAG
This is a messenger RNA of Aspergillus mulundensis, 1167 nucleotides long. RefSeq lists its product as uncharacterized. The record is from RefSeq and is a predicted model, not a curated record. Lineage: Eukaryota; Fungi; Ascomycota; Eurotiomycetes; Eurotiales; Aspergillaceae. The transcript has a single exon. Bases 1 to 1167 code for a protein of 388 amino acids.